Messenger RNA from Parnassius mnemosyne (clouded apollo), 816 nucleotides. The record is from the annotation of a GenBank genome assembly. NCBI's taxonomy places the organism in Eukaryota, Metazoa, Arthropoda, Insecta, Lepidoptera, Papilionidae.
AUGAUUCGUACAUGUGUUGGAUGCCGAGACACGGUUAGAAGCGGCGACGGGUACAUUGUUUGCGCGACGUGUAAACAAUAUUACCACAGCUUAUGCGUUAAUAUCUCUGAUAUUGAACUGAAUGGGAUGGCUGCAGAAUUAAAAAUGGAUUGGCUGUGUCCGGAUUGCGUCUGUAGACGGCCUCGAGGUGAUAACUCCAACACGCCGAUCCGAGGAUCGCCUUCGACGGCGUCAAUUCCUACUAAUGUGACUAUGAGGCGUAGGCCAGCAGAACAUCCGCAGGUGGAUGAGCACAUUGACUGCGUUUCUCGCUCUGAGAUACGUAUUAUAAUAAAUGAAAUAGUAAAGGAAUACACAAACAAUAUAACCAGACAAUUGAACUUAAUUCACGCGGAUAUUUACAGCUUCAAGGAGUCCUUAACGUUUUUCAAUGAGCAUUUCGAGAAAAUUAAAGCCGACUUAAACACUCAAACGUCCGAAGUUCGACAGUUGAAGGAAGAAAACACAAAACUCCGUGCAGAGGUCAAUAGUCUUACUUCCCGUGUCAUUCUAAUUGACCAGAUCUCCCGCUCGGCUAAUUUGGAAUUGCAAUGUGUCCCAGAACAUAAAAACGAAAAUGUGAUGAAUGUUGUUCAGCAACUCGGUCGCGCUGUUAACUGCCCAGUUGGCGAAAGUGACAUCUCCCACUGCACUCGUAUAGCUAAGAUGAACCAGCAAUCAUCUAGACCCCGAGCUAUCUUGAUUCGUCUUGCCAGUCCACGUCUUCGUGAUAAGUUACUGGCGGCUGCGAUGGAAUAUAACAAGAAAAAUCAUUAA